AAGUAGUUGUCUUCAACGGUUGGGAGAAAAAGCAUCAAAGAACUACUAUGAAGGAUACGCAAUGUAAUGGAGAGUAGAGAAUGAGAACGAUAUCGGGGGCGUUUCGCUCGAUCAAACGCCCAAAUCUAAACCCUAAUUUAUCCAAAUCCUCAUCAUCUACUGCUUCCACAUCGCACCUGAAUUUCAAUUCCGAACCAAAAUCGGAGUCUUGGUGCGUUUAUCUGAUCCUCUCCACCAACCACCCAAUCAAAACCUACGUUGGGGUCACAACCAAUUUCCCUCGCCGAUUGAAGCAGCAUAACGGCAAGCUUAAGGGUGGUGCAAAAGCAUCCCGUGCUGGAAGGCCAUGGAUUUGUGCAUGCCUCAUUUGUGGUUUUGCAGACCGGAGCGAAGCUUGUGUGUUUGAAUCAAAAUGGAAAGAUUUCUCAAGGAAAUCUCCCCGCAAAAGUAAAGGUGGCAGCAGCUCCAAACAGAUUGAAGAUCCCUCACGUCCGUUGCUGCAACACAGGCAAGCAGCUUUAAAUAGAGUGAAAAGCUCACUUGACUGCUCUCACUUAGAAAUUAAUUGGCAUUUAGAUCCAUCGUGAUUCGACCUCCAUUCUAUGUACUUUAAUGAAUUAAUAACAAAAAAUUGAAAAAAUGGCAAAACAUAGGCCAAAUAUUUAAUAUCAACUGUACUAUAGGCAUUGAUUCAUUGUUGUAGCAGAAGUUAUCCAUAAUGUAUUAUCUUGAGGAAGCUUAUCCUCUUAUAGCAAAUAUUAAAUUCAUACGUGUGUAAUCAAAGUAUGAUAUUUGUCAAA
Molecule: messenger RNA, 800 nt
Organism: Arachis duranensis
Lineage: Eukaryota; Viridiplantae; Streptophyta; Magnoliopsida; Fabales; Fabaceae
Product: structure-specific endonuclease subunit slx1
Exons: 3
Coding region: 81-587 (168 amino acids)
Biological process (GO): double-strand break repair via homologous recombination
Cellular component (GO): Slx1-Slx4 complex
Molecular function (GO): crossover junction DNA endonuclease activity; 5'-flap endonuclease activity
Source: RefSeq, a predicted model, not a curated record